GCUAUUUCAGCAAGCGGUUGACUAACUAGAAAACAAAUGGAAAAGGUUUAGCUGGUUUUUCCCAAUUGAGGAUAUAUGCAGUUAGGAAUGGUAUCUCCUUCAAAACAAUGAUAGACACUUUGGGGAGGAAGUCUCAACUACUACUACUACAACUACAAAAGAAGAGACUCAAAGAAGAGAAGGGUGAUGACCAACACAUUCAAGGCACCAUCUUUCUAUUUGAGUAGCUUCCAAGAGUUAUUCUUUAUUCUCUCUUCUCUCUUCUCUGCUGUCUUCACAGAAUCAACCAACCCACCAUGGUGGAAAGUCCUCCUAAAUUCAAAUUCACAUUCAUCUUCUUCAUCAUCUUCUCCCUCUCUCUUGGCUUAGUUUCCUUCUCCUUGUGCGUAGUCUCUGAGAUUAAGAGACACAAGAAGGAGGAUCUCAGAUGGAAUGGGAAACUGUGUCAUUUACCGUCAAGUCCAGCAUUUGGAUUGGGUAUUGCAUCAUUGGUUUGUUUGGCUUUGGUGCAGAGCAUUGGGAAUUCUAUAUUGUUCAAGAAUUGCUGUUCGGCAGGGAAAAGAAACGCACGGUUUAAGAUACCUAUCGUUGCAAGGAUUCUGCUUUUGAUCUCCUGGCUAGGGUUUGGAAUUGCAGUUGUUUUAUUAAUUGCUGCCACAAGCAUGAGCAAAAGGCAAGCAUAUGGGGAAGGGUGGUUGAAUGGUGAAUGCUACCUUGUUAAAAAAGGGACAUAUGCUGGUUUAGCCAUAUUGAUUUUAGUUACAGUAGGAUCAUUAAUUGGUUCAGGUUUGUUAACAAUGAAGACGAAUAAGGCAGAUCAGGGUCACAAAAUACACGCACAAACGGGUGAAACUAGGGAGUAAAGAAUUUGUACAUGGAAAGCAUAAUAUAGUAAAAUGCAGAGUCAGAGUUUUGGUACAAAGGAAGGAAUUGAGGAUCAUCAACUACUGUAGAAAGAAGGCUUAAAUGUUGCAUAGAGAAAGAUCGAAGGUGGUGGAGGCAACAAAAAAUGUUUGAAUUGGGUAUUACAUUUUUUUUUCGACUUACAUGAUACGAAAGAGACAUUUGUUUUGUAUACAUUCUCCCCGAGGUAGAAACUGCCUCAUACAGGAACUCAUUUUGGAUCCUACCCCCAUAGUUAAUAAUUGUUUUGUACAGAUAGUUUCAUAUGCUUCGUUGUUGCCAUCGUUUUAUUUAAUUUUAAAGCAUUUCUACGA
Messenger RNA from Vigna unguiculata (cowpea), 1217 nucleotides. Its product is annotated as chitin synthase, putative (DUF1218). The record is from RefSeq and is a predicted model, not a curated record. Lineage: Eukaryota; Viridiplantae; Streptophyta; Magnoliopsida; Fabales; Fabaceae.